Molecule: messenger RNA, 6167 nt
Organism: Brassica napus (rape)
Lineage: Eukaryota; Viridiplantae; Streptophyta; Magnoliopsida; Brassicales; Brassicaceae
Product: histone acetyltransferase HAC1
Exons: 16
Coding region: 411-5597 (1728 amino acids)
Biological process (GO): positive regulation of transcription by RNA polymerase II
Cellular component (GO): histone acetyltransferase complex; transcription regulator complex
Molecular function (GO): transcription coactivator activity; histone acetyltransferase activity; chromatin DNA binding
Source: RefSeq, a predicted model, not a curated record
AAGCUCAAUCCCCAAAUCGAGCGAGCCCUCUACGAACUCUAAAAGCCCAGAAAAAUCCCCCCGAUUUGGGAAAAACUUGUCUUCAUUCGCCUUUCCCAUCUUCGUUUACCUACUUGAUCAUCCUAAUCUCUCUAACCUCGUCUUUGAUUCAGCUCUCUCGCACGUGCCGCAAUUGCCUCUUCACCGACUUUGCUUCAAUUCAAUACCAACCGAUUGGUAUCCGCGAGUUUCUAUCUGAGCUCAGCUCCUUUGUGUGAAUCAAUUCAAAGCUCUAUUAAGCAGAGGACGGACGAGCUAAUCAGGAGAUGACACUUGGGUGUUGUGUGACUUUAAGUUAUGCAGUGUUUGUUACUGUUGAUUAAGAGAAGAGCUAGAAGAACAAGGCGAAGAAGAUUUAAAAGUUGGUAACAAUGAAUGUUCAGGCUCACUUGUCGUCCGGACAGGUUUCGAACCAACAGCAGAAUGGGAACUCCCAAAUGCAGAAUCUAGUUAACGGUGGUGGUGGUGGUGGUGGUGGUGGUGGUGGUGGUCCUCCUCCUACUACUAGUAAUGCUGGUUUAGGACCUUCACGUGUUGACAAUGACCUCUUGAGACUAAGGCAGAGCAUGCGAAUCAAGAUUUUCAGCAUCUUGCAGCAGAAACAACCAUCUCCAGCUGAUGAAGCAUCAAAGGCAAAGUAUAUGGAUGUUGCUAGACGCUUAGAGGAAGGGCUGUUUAAAAUUGCCAACACAAAGGAAGAUUACUUGAAUCAGUCGACCCUUGAACCUCGUCUGACGAGUCUAAUCAAGGGUAGACAGUUGAACAACUACAACCAACGGCAAGCUAAUUCUUCUUCUUCCGUUGGAACAAUGAUACCCACUCCAGGGUUACAACAUAGUGGUGGGAAUCCAAAUAUGAUGAUGACGUCCUCUGUUGAUACUGGAAUGGCUGGAAGUAAUAACAUCGCAACUACUGCUAUGAACACUGGAAGCCUGCUUAAUUCUGGUGGCAUGCUUGGAGGUAACAUGUCUAAUGGCUACCAGCAUUCAUCGAGUAAUUUUGGUCUUGGCUCUGGAGGGAACAUGACAUCAAUGAGCUCACAAAGGAAUACCGGCCAGAUGAUGAUGCCUACCCCUGGAUUUGUCAACAACAAUACUAAUAACAAUAACAACAAUGGCCAAUCUUACUUGAGUGUUGAAGCUUCCAAUAAUAGUGGCGGAUUUUCCUCUGCGCCUAUGAUGGCACCUCAGCAGCAGCAGCAACAGAGGCAGAGUGUUGGUGGUCAAAAUAGUCGUCUGUUGCAUAACCUUGGAAGUCAAAUGGGUGUUGGCCUUAGACCUGGCAUGCAACAAAUAAUGUCUAAUGUGUCUAACAACUCCACAAAUGGUGGUGUUGGGAUGAAUGCAAAAGGUGUAGAUCCAGGAACCAGAAAUUCACAGCAGGUUUAUGAUAACCUUCAGCGUCCAGGAAUGCAGGGUAAAGUUUUUGUUGCCUCCCUCUUUUUUUCUUCUGCUUGUCUAAUUUCAUAUGCAUUGUCAGCUCAUCAGAAUAUUCAAUUUAUAUUAUUUUCUCCCUCAGGUGAAGGAUAUGGUACAAAUAAUUCUGACCCUUUCGGAUCUGGAAACUUGUAUGGUGCUGUAACAUCUGUUGGAACGAUGACAAAUACUCAGAAUUCCAGUACAACAAGUUUUCAGUCUGUGCCUAGAACUAACUCUUCUCUGUCACAUCAACAGCAGCAGUUUCAGCAACAGCCCAAUCGACUUCAGCAACAACCUAAUCAAUUUCACCAACAGCAACAGUUUCUUCGUCAACGGCAGUUGAAGCAGCAGAGCCAGCAGCAACAGAGAUUCAUAAGUCAUGAUGCUUUUGGGCAAAAUCAUGUGGCCUCUGACAUGGGUACACACGUUAAACAUGAACCUGGAAUCGAGAACCCUAGCGAGUCUAACCACUCCCAGACUCCCGAGCAAUUCCAGCUUUCUCAGUUUCAGAAUCAAUACCAGAACAAUGCAGAUGACCGUCAUGCAGGUUCUCAGAUUCUCCCUGUCACAAGUCAGAGUGAUAUGUGUACAUCGGCUCCCCAAAAUAGCCAACAGAUACAGCAGAUGUUGCACCCGCAGAGUAUGGCUUCAGACUCUAUUAACAGUUUUAGUAACCUUUCUGUUGGAGUGAAAUCAGAAUCUGGUCUGCAAGGUCACUGGCAAUCUCAGUCACAGGAACAUACUCAAAUGUCUAAUAGUAUGUCGAACCAACUGCACAUUCAGAAUGAUUUUCGUCAAAGAAUGUCAGGAACCGACGAAGCUCAGCCCAAUAAUAUGUCUGGAGGGUCUAUAGUUCAAAGUCAUAUAUCCACUACAUCAGAAUCUCCUAAUCCUCAAAACCCUGUAGAUACCUCUUGUAGAUAUGGAAAUGGAAACCAAGAUCCGAGAUUCAGAAAUCAACAGAAAUGGCUCCUGUUUCUACGCCAUGCUCGCAACUGCAAAGCGCCUGAAGGCAAGUGUCCUGACCGGAAUUGCGUUACGGUACAGAAGCUCUGGAAGCACAUGGACAGUUGUGAUGCACCUCAAUGUUCAUACCCGCGUUGCCGACCCACGAAGACAUUGAUUAAUCACCAUCGAAGUUGUAAGGAGUCUAACUGUCCUGUCUGUAUUCCUGUGAAGGCCUUCUUACAGCAACAGGCAAAUGCACGACUAGCUCGAUUAAGAACUGAAAGUGGUGCAGCAAGGCCAGUGAAUGAAGCUGGAAUAUCCAAUGAUGCAGUACAGACCUCUACUGGUGCAACAUCUUGUGCUCCGCCUGUUACUGAUAUUUCAAAGCAUUUGCAACCUUCGUUAAAACGAUUGAAGGUGGAACAGUCUUCUCAACCCGUGGACAUUGAGACGGAAAGCUGUAAGAGCUCAGUUGUUUCCAUAACAGAAGCACAAUCGUCUCAGUACGCUGAAAGAAUGGAUCAUAGGCAGAGUGAUGUACGUGCACCUUCUAGAUAUUCUGAAGUGAAAGCUGAGGUUUCUGAAGCUUCUGUCCAGGCACGGCCAGGUUUCAAAGAUACGAAAAUUGGAAUUGCUGAAAAUAUUCCCAAGCAAAGGCCUGUCAUUGAAGCAGUUAAACAAGAUUUGUCUGAUGCCUCACCUCGGCAAGAGAAAUGCAAAAUUGAGAAAGAAGCUGAGCCACCUAAGAAAGAAAUUAUGGCAGAGUCCGUUAAACCUCUACCAAAAUCUGGAAAAGCAGAGAUAAAGGGUGUUUCGUUAACUGAGUUGUUCACUCCUGAGCAAGUAAGAGAACAUAUCCGGGGUCUUCGUCAGUGGGUUGGCCAGAGUAAAGCCAAAGCUGAAAAGAAUCAGGCGAUGGAGCAUUCAAUGAGUGAGAACUCCUGCCAACUGUGUGCAGUGGAGAAGCUUACCUUUGAGCCACCGCCUAUUUAUUGUACCCCUUGUGGUGCCCGCAUCAAGAGAAAUGCAAUGUAUUACACUGUAGGAGCUGGUGACACUCGUCAUUACUUUUGUAUUCCGUGUUAUAAUGAGUCCCGUGGGGACACUAUAGUAGCUGAAGGGACACCUAUACCUAAGGCAAGACUCGAGAAAAAGAAAAAUGAUGAAGAGACUGAAGAAUGGUGGGUCCAAUGUGAUAAAUGUGAAGCUUGGCAGCAUCAGAUUUGUGCUUUAUUUAAUGGGCGAAGGAAUGACGGAGGGCAAGCUGAGUAUACCUGCCCUUAUUGCUAUAUAGCAGAAGUGGAACAAAGUAAGAGGAAACCUUUACCUCAGAGUGCUGUUCUUGGAGCUAAAGACCUACCGAGAACAAUUCUCAGUGACCAUAUAGAGCAGCGGUUGUUUAAGAAGCUCAAGCAGGAAAGAACAGAGAGAGCCAGGGCUCAAGGAAAAAGCUUUGAUGAGGUUCCUACUGCCGAGUCCCUUGUGAUUAGAGUUGUUUCAUCUGUUGACAAGAAGCUGGAAGUCAAACCCCGAUUUCUUGAUAUUUUUCGGGAAGACAGUUACCCAACAGAGUUUGCAUACAAGUCAAAGGUGGUUCUGUUGUUCCAAAAGAUUGAAGGUGUAGAAGUAUGCUUAUUUGGGAUGUACGUCCAAGAAUUUGGUUCUGAAUGCGCAUUUCCUAAUCAACGCCGAGUUUAUCUCUCUUAUUUGGAUUCUGUAAAGUACUUUAGACCCGAGGUUAGAUCUUAUAACGGAGAGGCUCUGCGCACUUUCGUUUACCACGAAAUUCUGAUCGGUUACCUAGAAUACUGCAAGCUGCGUGGUUUCACGAGCUGCUACAUAUGGGCUUGUCCGCCGCUCAAGGGCGAGGACUAUAUCUUAUAUUGUCAUCCAGAAAUUCAGAAGACGCCAAAAUCUGAUAAACUACGAGAGUGGUACUUAGCAAUGUUGAAGAAAGCUUCAAAGGAGGGCAUUGUGGCGGAAACUAUUAAUCUAUAUGAUCAUUUCUUUAUGCAAACUGGUGAAUGUAGAGCUAAGGUUACUGCAGCUAGGCUCCCAUAUUUCGAUGGUGACUACUGGCCAGGUGCAGCAGAGGAUCUUAUAUUCCAGAUGAGUCAAGAAGAAGAUGGCAGAAAGGGCAAUAAGAAAGGAAUGCUCAAGCAAAAAAUCACAAAAAGGGCUCUAAAGGCUUCUGGGCAGACUGAUCUGUCUGGGAAUGCAUCCAAGGAUCUGCUGCUAAUGCAUAAACUUGGUGAGACCAUUCAUCCAAUGAAGGAGGACUUUAUCAUGGUCCACCUGCAACCUUCUUGCACACAUUGCUGUAUGCUGAUGGUAUCUGGAAAUCGUUGGCGCUGUAGUCAGUGCAAACACUUUCAGAUUUGUGACAAGUGUUAUGAGGCUGAAGAGCGGCGUGAAGACAGGGAAAGGCAUCCUGUUAAUUUUAAGGAUAAGCAUGCGUUAUAUCCUGUUGAGAUUACUGAUAUUCCCGCAGAUACAAGGGACAAGGAUGAGAUACUCGAAAGCGAGUUCUUCGAUACUAGGCAAGCGUUUCUGAGUCUUUGUCAAGGGAACCACUACCAGUACGACACAUUGAGGCGGGCAAAACAUUCGUCGAUGAUGGUCCUUUAUCAUCUGCAUAAUCCAACUGCUCCAGCCUUUGUCACGACCUGCAAUGCGUGUCACCUCGACAUUGAAACUGGUCAAGGCUGGCGCUGUGAAGUGUGUCCAGACUACGAUGUGUGUGAUUCAUGUUACCGUAGAGAUGGCGGAGUUAAUCAUCCUCACAAGCUGACCAAUCAUCCGUCUCUAGCUGAUCAAAAUGCUCAGAACAAAGAAGCGAGGCAAUUGCGUGUCUUGCAGCUUAGGAAAAUGCUUGAUCUUCUGGUACAUGCAUCACAAUGCCGUUCUGCGCAGUGUCAAUAUCCAAAUUGCCGGAAAGUGAAGGGACUGUUCCGACAUGGUAUACAGUGCAAAGUGCGUGCUUCGGGAGGUUGUGUUCUAUGCAAGAAAAUGUGGUAUCUUCUGCAACUCCACGCUCGGGCCUGCAAGGAAUCUCAAUGCCAUGUACCUCGUUGCAGUGACCUGAAGGAGCAUCUGAGAAGAUUACAGCAGCAAUCAGAUUCACGGCGAAGAGCAGCUGUGAUGGAAAUGAUGAGACAAAGAGCUGCAGAAGUCGCCGGGGGAUCAAGUUAAUCAAAACUUGUACAUUUGGAAAAGAUCAAAUCGAAGUUCCUUUUCCUAAAGGUAACAACCUAUGUUGCCAUUUUCACCGAGCUCCAACAAGUUGAUCAUUAUCCUUUUGAAGAAGAAGAAGACCAGACAGUUAGAGACUAAUGGGGGAAUGUAGCUUAGGUUCGUGUUUAACAUGCACUCAGAGUGUGACUUGACUUUCAGAAGGAGAAGAGGAGGAAAGUCGUCUGUUCUUCAGAGAUGAGUCUUCAGUUUGAAGGUCAGUAAAUUUGAUAUGGUUUGUUUGGUUGGGUGAUCGUCUGAUAGUGUAUACAUACAUACACACACACACUUUCCUCUCAUGUUAUUUUUUAGGUAUUUUGUUUGUAUUUUUGUAAAUUUGCCAUUUCUGAUUUGGGAAUGGCAAUAGUGUCACAUAUACAGUUACUUUAACGUGUUGCUUGCAAGCAAAGUAAGAUAGUGAGAUCUUCUAUUCCACUUUUUCUUCUUCUUAUGUUUUGAUGAAAUUGUAUUCACACUUGUAAUCAUAAUAAUUUAGUUUAUCUGGAUUAGAUUCUGCUUUUUGAAUCUUCA